AUGACAAGCAGAAGGCGCUGGAGUUGGGAAUCCCUAUUGAGCAAGUCAAAGCCAAGAGGAAAUCAAGAACACCUAGGGUUUCAGAAGAUGAUCAACCCAAGCCGAAACGACAAAAAACGAGAAAAGCACUCCUCUCGGAGUAAGACGAAAAAGGCAGAAGAAACUUCAACUGUUCCAAUCCCCUCAAAAUCUCCACAAGAGAAGAAAGAUCCUAUUCCAUCCUCCCCUCUACCAGAAAAAAUCAUUGUCAAAGACUCAUCCGAAGACGAAGAUAAUUUGAUUCUCUCCAGAACUAUCAAGAAGAGUCACUUUCGGUCUCCCGUCAAGGCGAAAUCUUUCCCGGAGGAAUCUUCUACACCGAAAGAAGAAGACACGAAAGAUGCAUCCCCACAGGGGGAAAUAAUCACGAAUGAAGCACUUUCUGAGGGGGAAGCUCAACCGAAAGAUGUUCUUCCUGAGAAAUUUCCUGAUGAUCAAGAACCCAAGUCUGAUCUCGACGAGGCAGCCGUUGUGCAAGUAGCUUCUCCGGAUAUACCAAAACCUUCAGCUCCAGCUCCUGAAGUAAAGGUUUCCCGCCGUUCACUAGAUCAGUCGCUUAGAGAAUCCAUUGAAAGGGAUUACACACGAGUUCUGCAAUGGCAAAAAUGGCGCACUGCUCCUCUACGGACCUUUCUUGAAACUUUUGAAGCAAUGCAGGAUGAAGAAGACUUUGCACUUGCAUGGAUUGGCACUGAGGAUGUUUCACAAGCUCUUCGAAUUGAAGAAAUCAAUCGCGUUCUCUCUUACAAGAUGACAAAUCGCACUCUCGGGAGAGAUAAAGCUCCAAUCUGCAUCGAGCUCAACAAGCCACCCUUGGAUCCAGUUUAUGAAGAAGAAAUGAAGCAACUUCGAUAUGCCAUGUUGCUUUCAAAGAUCAAGACCACUUUAGAGAAAGAACACCAAAAUGAUCCAAAUUGUAAUGUCAGUGGCACGAAAGAUGAGCUUGGACGAGAGAUUGAAGAAGACGAGAGUGAUGCAGAUGAAGAUGAAGAUGAAGAUGAUAAUAAUGAUGAUGUUCACGAUGCUGAUGAUGAAGACAAUGAUGAUGAUGAUGAUGAUGAUGAUGAUAAUGAUGAUCAGUUGGGUGAUGAAGGUGAUCAAGAAACCGACCCCGAAGAUAGUCAUACAAUCUUGAUCGAUCCUGACUAUGACACCUACCCUCAAAGAUCUCCCUUAAGAAGUCUACCAUCUGACAGUGAUGACUCGGAAGAAGUUUCAACUUCCCAUCUCGAAGAUCUGUCUCGUGGCAUUGUCCCGCAUAUCCAACCCAUAGACGAGACUCCAAUCAAGCAAGGAAAGGAAAGUAUGCGUGAGGGCACACUGGAAGCUUCACCAGUUCUUCUUAGCUCUGCUAGUGGUGGAAAACGGGAAGCACCACCUCAAGAUGAUCACAUGGACACAUCACCAACAAACAUUGAGGAAGAAUCCCCUGCAGAGUCCCCACGGACUAUCAUGAACCUCAUGCGAGGAACUGUUCAUUCAGCCGAGACCAUCCAUAGGCAAUAUCUUGCUUUACGAGAAAAGGACACGAAAGUUAUGGAUGAUCUAUGCAAGAAGGUCGAUUUUCUGAUAGCAGCACAAUCUAAACCUCGAUCUCCACCUCCAGCACAGUCUCAACCGCAGCAACAAAGCCAAUCAGAUCACAAGCUCCUUGAGCGAAUGACAAAGAAACUUUAUGAUCUCGAAGCUUCUCUGAACAAAGUUGUGCGACAACAGCACGAAAUCAAACACUCUCAUUUUGGACUCAAAGAGCGUGUGGAUUUGGCCUGUACAAAGAUUGACACAUAUCAGGACAAUUCGUACCAACUGGGCGAAUAUGCACUUCAAAUUCUGGGGUAUGCUCAGGAUAUCUUGCUUGCAAUCAACAAGGUCUCCUCCAUUCCUUCUACCACCUGUGUUGAUGGAGAACAUGAAGAGCUUGUCAGGACUAAUCCUAUUAAAGUUUUCAGAGCAAAAAUCAAUGAGAAAAUUGACUUCAACAGGAUGCUAAAGCAACAAAAGGAAAGGAAUGACCAAGAACUCAAGGAAGCUGAACAACAGAAAUCAAAGCUUUUAGAAGUGUAA
This is a messenger RNA of Ipomoea nil (Japanese morning glory), 2103 nucleotides long. RefSeq names its product MATH and LRR domain-containing protein PFE0570w-like. Lineage: Eukaryota; Viridiplantae; Streptophyta; Magnoliopsida; Solanales; Convolvulaceae. The record is from RefSeq and is a predicted model, not a curated record. The coding region runs from base 1 to 2103 and encodes 700 amino acids. The transcript is spliced from 3 exons.